GAGUGUGACCAACUCAACUCACACUUCCAUUCCAUCUGAGAAGACAAGCCAUGAUUUCCAAUCUCACCCUCUUCUUCUGCCUCCUAUGGGCGGCCUCCAUUCUUUACGGUGAGAAAUUCGCCUUUCGCCUCCCUUCUUACUUCACCUGCUCAUGGCCCUCUCCUUCUUCCUCUCCUUCUCCUUCUCCUACCAUGGAUACAAUCAAUAAUCCUGGUGAUUAUGUGAAAAUUGCAGUGGUAACUGAUCCACAGCUCAUGGAUAGGACAUCCCUUCAUUUAGCUCCCAAGUCACUCACACUGGAGAUUGUACAAUUCUAUACUGACAUCUACAUGCGUCGAGCAAUACUGGCUUCCAUCAUGCCUUUCAAACCUGAUAUGGUUUUGUUUCUGGGUGAUUAUUUUGAUGGUGGGCCUAUUAUUUCCGAUGAAGAAUGGCAGGAUUCUUUGAACCGUUUUAGGCACAUUUUCGACCUUAAGACUCUUGAAAGAACUACAAAUAAUCAAGUAUACUUCAUCUCAGGAAACCAUGAUAUCGGCUAUGCAGCAUAUCACUCCCAAAUGCCUGAGGUAAUCAGCCGCUACGAAAAAGUAUUUGGUUCAAGGAACUAUCGCUUCACAGCAGGAGAAGUAGAAUUUGUUGCUGUUGAUGCCCAAACACUGGAUGGUCAUCCACAACAAAACCAGACCUCUGCUGCUUGGAAGUUUGUUAACAGUGUGUCUAGGGAUUCUCUUUCACCUCCAAGGGUUUUGUUAACUCAUAUACCACUGUAUCGACAAGACUGGACUUCCUGUGGUUCUCAACGUUCUUCCUCAGUUAUAAAUCAGAGAAUUUCUCGCUCUACUGAUGAUCAGGAAAUAGUGUAUCAAAAUUAUCUUACAGAAGAAACAACAAAGAAGCUACUGGAUUCUAUCAAACCUAUAGUUGUUUUGUCUGGUCAUGAUCAUGAUCAGUGUACUGUUACUCAUAUAGCUGAACAUGGGUCUGUAGUAGAGCAAACUCUGGGGACAAUUAGCUGGCAGCAGGGAAACUUGUAUCCAUCUUUCAUGCUACUGACUGCACGUAAAGCUACAUUUUCUAAUGCAUCUAGUCUUGCUGAUGCCGUAUCAACUCAUGUUUGUCUACUUCCUGUGCAAACCUUCAUUUACAUGUGGUAUCUCUUCUUAUUUGUUCUCACGCUUCUUGUGGUUCUCCUUUGGCCAAAUGGGUUGGUAAUUCACCGACAUGUUGGUGACUUCAUGAGUCAUAUGUUAGGUAUCUUCAAAAGUAGCACUAAAGAGAAAGAUGAAGAUGGAAACUGUGACUAUGAGAUGGUUUGGGAUGCAGAAGGCUCGAUGCAUUUAAUCAAGAAAGCCUCAAAGAUCGCUCCUACACGUGCAAAUGAGAGGGUGGAAAGAGGAAACGCUACAAUGAGAUCAACAGCCAAAAAACAGAUAAUACAGGAGAUUAAUCUUUCAAUGCCCCAAGACAUAAGUGGUCAACUGGGGCCAGAUGCUGCUGUAAAAUUGGGACCUUCUAAAGUCAACAAAUCAAAUGUUAGACUGGUGAUUCAGAGGUUAUUACGGGCUUUCCAAGUGCUUUCAGUUGUUGCUGCAGUUAACCUGCCUAUCUAUAUAAUGUUGCUGUUUAGUGAUUGGAUUGACAUAUGAUGUCAAAUAAAAAAUACCAAGUUCUGAUUUCAGAUCUCUGCGUAAGAAUACCACUUCUAAAAUUUCCGGUUAGUGCUUGCUUCUUAUAGUAAUAUACAAAAAGCAAAUUGAAGUGUUCUAUUUAAUGGUAGAAGAAGGUUUAGUGUUGUAAUGAUGUGUUGUAGAACAGUUGUAGUCUGAAGCUUUUAUUGAAAAUGAUCUGAAACCCCAUGUAAUUGUUAAACAUGUUAUUCUUGUAAUUUAGAGCUGUAAACGAUUCUCAAUGCAA
Cynara cardunculus var. scolymus (artichoke) is the source of this 1914-nucleotide messenger RNA. RefSeq lists its product as uncharacterized. NCBI's taxonomy places the organism in Eukaryota, Viridiplantae, Streptophyta, Magnoliopsida, Asterales, Asteraceae. Gene Ontology annotation, biological process: GPI anchor biosynthetic process. Gene Ontology annotation, cellular component: endoplasmic reticulum. The record is from RefSeq and is a predicted model, not a curated record. Gene Ontology annotation, molecular function: hydrolase activity. The transcript is spliced from 13 exons. Bases 51 to 1646 code for a protein of 531 amino acids.